CAAACACGUCUUUCUUCUUCUUUCCCUUCUUAUUCCUUCCCAACAUGGCUAAUCGUCCCAGGGGCCUAUUUUCCCAGCUCCAUCAAAUCAGAUCCUCGGUCCCCGGACUAACCCUUCGACAAUGUCAGCUUUCCAUCUCACCACCGCACAGAGGUAUAGCAACACGCAUGGAACCCAGCAAAGUCAGGUACGAGUUUAUGGAGGAAGUGGAGCGCAUAGACUUCUAUGUUCCAGGGGGUUAUCAUCCCAUUCAACUGGGCGAUGAGCUCAAUGCCGGUCGAUAUGUCAUCGCCCACAAACUCGGGUUUGGUCGCUCCGCGACGACCUGGUUGGCAGAAGAUCGAAUUCAAAAACGGCUGGUAGCCCUCAAGGUUUCUACCGCUGAAUCGGCCGAGCGAACGCACGAACUCUCCACUCUUUCGCGGCUAGCUCAGGCUGAGUACGAGUUUCCUGGAAAGCGCAUUGUGCAGAAACUACUCGAUUCUUUCACAUUCUCGGGGCCCAAUGGUACUCAUCGCUGCUUGGUUACGGAUGUCGCUAGGGUUAAUCUCCACGAGGCGAAGGACGCGGCGUAUCAUCAGCUCGUUCGUCUUCCUGCUGCUCGGUCAAUUGCUGCGCAGGUAAUUCUCGAUCUUCAUCUUGCGAAUAUUCUUCUCCGUUUGCCGCUCGACAUGCAAGACAUGACUUUCGAGCAACUGCGGACGCGAGCAGGCGAGCCCGAGAAGCAGCAAGUCAUCCGCCAAGACGGUGCUCCUCUUGACCCUGGAGUGCCAUCAGAACUGAUCAUCCCCGCAUGGCUCGGCCUUGGUGGCGAUGAAAUAACCCUGGCGGACUCCAAAAUCCGGAUUGCAGAUUUUGGAGAAUUAUUCUAUCCCUGUGAAACAGAUAGGUUCACAGCCCACACGCCGCUCUUACUUGCACCACCGGAUUUCGCUUCGCUGAGCCCGGAGGAUCGGAUCAGCCUCUUUCUUGCCCCGGAGACAUUUGAACACUGGCGUGCACGAUCUGGGAUAUCUUUGGGGAUAAUCUGCCGUUUGAGGCGUUCCCUGUCACGUUGGAUGAGGUGACGAUUGAACAUGUUGAGAUGCUGGGAAGGCUUCCUGAGCGGUGGUGGAGUAGGUGGGAGGAAAGAGGCAAUUGGUUUGAUGAGCAUGGAUGUAAGAAUGUGAAAGAAAGCCUGCUUCAGUUCUAUAGUAAUGAUGUCAGAGAUUGGGAUCAGCGAUUCAAGGGGUAUAUUGAGGAGCCACAAGGAACGCAAGAAAUUUUGACACCUUCUCACCGGAGGAGAGAGGGGCAUUCCAGAAGAUGAUGAGGUCGAUGCUGGUACUUGAACCGGGCGAAAG
Molecule: messenger RNA, 1343 nt
Organism: Aspergillus heteromorphus CBS 117.55
Lineage: Eukaryota; Fungi; Ascomycota; Eurotiomycetes; Eurotiales; Aspergillaceae
Exons: 2
Coding region: 45-1067 (340 amino acids)
Biological process (GO): spliceosomal complex assembly; regulation of mRNA processing; protein phosphorylation
Molecular function (GO): ATP binding; protein kinase activity
Source: RefSeq, a predicted model, not a curated record